Molecule: messenger RNA, 579 nt
Organism: Akanthomyces muscarius
Lineage: Eukaryota; Fungi; Ascomycota; Sordariomycetes; Hypocreales; Cordycipitaceae
Exons: 3
Coding region: 1-579 (192 amino acids)
Biological process (GO): signal transduction
Cellular component (GO): cytoplasm
Source: RefSeq, a predicted model, not a curated record
AUGUUGCUUAGCAUUGCAUACAGCAAAUUGCAGCAUACUCUACGAGAUUCUUGGCGGACCAUGUCGGCCCUUGAACAGGAAGAAAAAGCUAAAGCCGACAGCGACAAAGUCAAGCUAAUUGAAGAGUUUCGUGAGGGGAUUGAGCUCGAAAUUGAAGAUCUUUGCCACGAAGUGAUUGGCCUGGUAGAGAAGAAAAUUUCGCCAAGCGCCGCUACAGAUGAAACGCGCCUCUUCUGCUUGAAGAUGACAGGCGAUUAUCACCGGUACAUUGCCGAAUGCACUACCGACGACAAGCGCGCCGUUGAGACUGAACUGGCUGGCGCGGCGUACGACGAGGCUGUCAAGUUUGCUCAGGAUCGCUUUGAUGCAGGAAGCUCUCCUCGAUUGAGUGUCAUGGUCAACGCCGCAGUGUUUUACCAUGAUUUCAUGUACAUGCAGGAUUAUGCGGUUGAGCUGACGGAGAGCGAGCUGAAAAAGGCUGCAGAAGCAGUUGCCGAUUCUGCUGGUGAAGAUACCAGGGCGAUCGCGGGGAUUUUGCAGGCGAACUUGCAGCUUUGGAAGGUCGACGAGGAUGUCUGA